AACACUGAUUUACCUUAAUACUCCAAAUCAGGAUUUGGGACCUGUGGUUGAUGGAACUUGAUUUUAAAUUUCCCAAGGUCUUUUGUGAGAAAUGACGAUCCUCUACAGAGGGAAAAAAAAAAAAAGGAGAAAAAAAUUCCUUUAAGACAUUGGAAAUGAACUGGAUUCACAGUCACGACCCAGGUCUUAAGUUGGUUUUCAAGCUGGUCCUGUGACUGGAAUGUUUCUUCUUUAUUCUGGGUGUUCAGUGCAUAGCCGAUCAUUUGGAUGGAAGACAGUGCCACAAAACAUAUCAUCCAAAUGACAGGAUUUAAGAUGGAAGAAAAGGAGGCUCUAGUCAAAUUGCUUUUAAAACUUGAUUGCACUUUUAUUAAGAGUGAGAAAUAUAAAAAUUGUACACAUCUUAUAGCUGAACGACUAUGUAAGAGUGAGAAGUUUUUAGCAGCUUGUGCAGCAGGAAAAUGGGUAUUAACAAAGGAUUACAUAAUUCACAGUGCCAAAAGUGGCAGAUGGCUUGAUGAAACAACUUAUGAAUGGGGAUAUAAAAUUGAAAAAGACUCCCAUUAUUCACCUCAAAUGCAAUCUGCACCUAAAAGAUGGCGUGAAGAGCUAAAACGGACUGGUGCUCCUGGAGCCUUCCACAGAUGGAAAGUUGUCCUCCUUGUUAGGGCAGAUAAGCGGAGUGACUCUCUUGUAAGAGUUUUGGAGGCUGGAAAGGCAAAUGUCAUUUUACCAAAAAGUUCUUCAAGUGGGAUAACACAUGUGAUUGCCAGUAAUGCAAGAAUCAGUGCUGAGAAAGAACAAGAAAACUUUAAGGCUCCAUUUUAUCCAAUUCAGUAUUUAGGGGAUUUUCUCUUAGAGAAAGAAAUUCAGAAUGAUGAAGAUUACCAAAUCACUUCUGGUUGGACCAAAUACAACAAUCAAGAAAAAAGCAAAGAUUGUAAGAAAGACAUAGGAUUUCUUGAAAUGAAAGGUGCUGCAGAGAACAUGUAUAGAACUCAGAAUAAAAUGGAAAAUCGUAAUGAAAAUGUUGAACAUCAUUUUGUGAGUGAACAUCACAAAAAAAAAUUCAGAGACUUCAGAAAAGAUAUGAAGUCUGUUAAAAAGAGAAAUACAUUCAGAAGACAUGGACAUGAGAAUCAGAAAGAAACUAAGAAAAAGGAUAAAAAUAGCCAAAGGAGUUACAUUUUGAGGAAAAAGAACAAGAAAGAAGGUUAUUGCAAAACUGAUGAUGCCCAUGACACAAUUAGAAGUAUGUUGAAAAAGCACAUGCAUUACAGAGACCAGAAAGAAAUGAAGAAUUCUCUUCUUACUGAUGGUGCCAAAGAAUCAAAGACCAAGGAUGUCAAUACAAGAAUGGAGCUCACUGAAGUAAAAAAUGCCUUAAAGAAGCAGAUAUACAGAGAUAUAUAUAGAGCUCAGGCUAUCCGAUACAACUGCAUUAGAGUAGAUAAACAGCCUGUAUACAAUGUAGAGGUUAAAAAUUCAGAGUUCCCCAGAGGAAUAUUAAACUUAAUUGAAAGCCUCAUAGAGGGACAGUUCUUUAAAGAAGCCAUUGAAGAACUUUCCUCUUUGCAAGCCCAUUACAUCCCUCCUGUGUGCCUUCUCCAUGCCCUUCUAGAGAAUGUUCUGCAGGAUAAAAUAGACACAUUUUCUGGUCGAUACUUUCAUAUAUUGUCAGCUCUUCUUCAUCUGCAUCCUCCUUGGAAGUCACCAGCCAUGUUAAGAUACUACUUAGAGCUAUUUCAGUGUCCAACUUGUAUGAAAGGAGCCUGGGCUCUCAUGGAGGUGCUCAUCAGGUCAUGUCUUUUCAAUGAAGGUUUCUGCCAUCAAAUAUCAGAGAAUAUUGGUUCUAAGGUGGUCCAUCUCACAUUGCUCAAGUUUUUCUUUAAUUUACUUGAAGGUGAAGUACGGCAUUUAAGUCAAAAGUUAUGUGACUGGUCAGAUUCUCAGAGUCUAAAAGUAACAGAAAAGGCAAUUCUUCAUGAAAUUUUUUGGUCAGGAAGUGAAACUUCAGGACUUUUGACAAAACCAGUAAAUAUGCUUUUGGAAUGGACUAUAUAUUCUCACAAGGAAAAAUGCAAGUCUAAUGAUGUCUUCAAACAUGAACUGUCUUACUUACUGACUGGAAUUCUUGGUGCAGCAGUGGAUUAUUGGAUCUUCCUUGGUAUUCAAAUGGGUAGAAAUGUGAUCCGACACAUGUCUGAUGACUUAGGAAGUUAUAUUUCCCUUUCCUGUGAUGACUUUUCUUCAAAAGAACUAGAGAUCUUCAUUUGUUCCUUUUCAUCUUCCUGGCUUCAGAUGUUUGUUGCAGAAGCAAUCUUUAAAAAGCUGUGCUUACAGGGCCCCACUAGUACGUGCACUGAGCCACUCUCCCUUCAGAAAAUAAUAGAUUCCUAUUUGCCACUUUUGGGAAAAAUGGAUGUACAUGGGGCUGGAAAGGUGCAGAUGCCAAAAAAACUCUGCCAGAGGCCUUGCCUAGAAUCUCAAAGAGCAUUACUAAUGCUGAAUGGUGCAAAACAGAAACAAGCAGAAGGUCGGCCAGAGCUCCUAGAGUUAAAUCGUGCUAAAUGUUCCUCAUCAUUGAAAAAAUUGAAAAAGAAGUCAGAAGGAGAAUUGUCAUGUUCCAAGGAGAAUUGCCCCUCUUUGGUUACAAAGAUGAGUUUUCAUAAAACUAAUCUGAAAGGAGAAACAGCUCUGCAUAGAGUUUGCAUAAAAAACCAAGUGGAGAAAUUGAUUAUUCUUCUCUCUUUGCCAGGAACAGACAUCAAUGUUAAAGACAAUGCUGGCUGGACGCCUUUGCAUGAAGCCUGUAACUAUGGCAACACGGAGUGUGUCCAGGAAAUUUUGCAACGUUGUCCAGAGGUAGAUCUGCUCACUCAAGUGGACGGGGUGACUCCUUUGCAUGAUGCACUGUCAAACGGACAUGUAGAAAUUGGCAAGCUGCUUCUACAGCAUGGGGGCCCAGAACUUUUACAGCAGAGGAACUCUAAAGGGGAGUUGCCCUUGGAUUAUGUGCUGUCCCCUAAGGACAAGGAAGAGCUAUUUGCCAUUACAAAUAUAGACGAUACAGUGGACAACUUUCAUGCUAAGACACAGAAACAUUUUUAUCACCAACAACUUGAAUUUGGUUCAUUUUUACUUAGUAGGAUGUUGAUUAAUUUUUGUUCAAUAUUUGAUUUAUCCUCAGAAUUCAUCCUAGCUUUCAAAGGGUUAGGUCAUCUUAAUGAGGUGCUUAUGGCAUGCAACAGUGACACAGAACCCAGCAAUGCACAUACUGACUGGUUACUGGAUGUUUAUGCUAGGAAUAUAAAGACAUUAAAGAAGCUCCCAAGUGUUCUUAAAGAACUGCCUGAGAAUCUAAACGUAUGUCCUGGAGUGCAUACUGAGGCCUUAUUGGUGACACUGAAAAUGAUGUGUCAGUCAGUCACAGAGGUGUCAUGAUGCCAGAAAGUAUGAAUCAGAUUUCCAAACAUGCUACAUACUUUGUCACUUAGUAUAUCCACAGUUUAUGGAGAAAUACUAAUUUCGGUUAUUCACUGAGAGCAAAUUUUCAUAGCACUUAAAAAACAUCUACAGAUCUAAAAUAUGGGCUCAGGAUUUAACUCAGAAAGAUACAAUAAUAGAAUGAAGUAGUUUUGUUCGGUAUAAAAUGUUUUCACUAAUUUUUAAAAAAUUUGUUCUUCAAAUAUUUAUUUAUAUUAUAUAUGUAGAAAAAUAAUUUAAAUAUUUUUUUCAAAUCAAAAUGUCCUUUCCUCUGAGUGCUAUAGUUCUGAAAAUCAUGGCAAGGAUAUUCAUUCAAAUGUUCAUUUAUAUACUUGUAAAAGUUGCUUCUUCUUUAUAGGCCAAUAUGUAAGAUGCAUUUGCUUUUUUGUGUUUCUAAAAUAAACCUUUCUAGGACUUUCAA
Mastomys coucha (southern multimammate mouse) is the source of this 3907-nucleotide messenger RNA. It is a transcript of the gene Slf1, whose product is annotated as SMC5-SMC6 complex localization factor 1. Gene Ontology annotation, molecular function: protein binding. Gene Ontology annotation, biological process: positive regulation of double-strand break repair. NCBI's taxonomy places the organism in Eukaryota, Metazoa, Chordata, Mammalia, Rodentia, Muridae. The record is from RefSeq and is a predicted model, not a curated record. The transcript has 21 exons. Bases 268 to 3444 code for a protein of 1058 amino acids.